Molecule: messenger RNA, 976 nt
Organism: Carassius auratus (goldfish)
Lineage: Eukaryota; Metazoa; Chordata; Actinopteri; Cypriniformes; Cyprinidae
Product: transmembrane protein 47-like
Exons: 3
Coding region: 222-776 (184 amino acids)
Biological process (GO): cell-cell adhesion
Cellular component (GO): cell-cell junction; membrane
Source: RefSeq, a predicted model, not a curated record
GAUUUUUCAAUAAUGUGCAGUGCAGUCGCGUCCACAGAAGCGCGAGGGCAGCUGCUUACAGCGUCCCUCUCGCGCAGCUGCUCCACGAUCUUCAAAACACUGAUCGCGCACACAGAUCUGAAAACAUAGUCUGGGAUCAUCUUUCCUGGCUUCUCCGCGACGCAGCGCAACAUCGAUCCACAUCACAACAUCGCUCCACAUCACCGGCGCAUCCAGCCGACAUGGCCUCGUCCGUGAGCGGAGCGGAGGAGGUGCGCGUGUCGGCGUUGACGCCCCUGAAGUUGGUGGGUCUGGUGUGUAUUUUCCUCGCGCUGUGCCUGGAUGUUGGGGCCGUGCUGAGCCCGGCGUGGGUCACCGCGGAUGAACAGUACCACCUGUCCCUGUGGGAGUCGUGCAGGAAGCAUGCUGCCUCCGCGGACUGGAAGUGCGACAGCACGCUGGGGCAGAAAGGGGCCGACUGGCAGAUUGCCACAUUGGCCUUGUUGUUGGGUGGAGCAUUCCUUAUUCUCCUUUCCUUCCUGGUGGCUCUGGUGUCUGUCUGCAUUCGCUCCAGGAGACGCUUCUACCGACCAGUCGCUGUUAUGCUCUUUGCUGCAGUGGUCCUACAGGCCUGCUGUUUGGUGCUGUAUCCCAUCAAGUUCAUCGAGACCAUCAGUUUGAGCAUAUACCACGAGUUUAACUGGGGCUACGGUCUGGCUUGGGGAGCCACCAUCUUCUCCUUCGGAGGAGCGAUUCUCUACUGCCUGAACCCUAAGAACUACGAAGAUUACUACUAAACAUGCUACGACACCCAUAAUGAACUUCAAUGUCCUCUUCACUGUUGCACUGAACGUUCAUUUGGAACUGACCCUUGACUUUGCAGACACACAAAGACCCUUAAAAUGCAGGGCAAUGCCGAGCUGUUAGAUGCAUAGAUUUGGAUCCUUUUCCCUCAGAUUACUCUUUCAUGCAAUUAAACCCCAUCAUCCAACUCUAA